Messenger RNA from Plenodomus lingam JN3, 1464 nucleotides. RefSeq lists its product as uncharacterized. The record is from RefSeq and is a predicted model, not a curated record. Gene Ontology annotation, molecular function: glutamine synthetase activity. Lineage: Eukaryota; Fungi; Ascomycota; Dothideomycetes; Pleosporales; Leptosphaeriaceae.
AUGGCAUCUGGAUCCCCCGCCAACAUAACGGCGGAACAGCUACCAGAGCUUCUCAAGGAGGACUUGGCAGUGAAAGUGGCAGGCAUUGAUGUCGAUGGCAUGCUGCGCGGCAAGCUCAUGGCGAAGAAGAAGUUCCUCAGCAUAGUGAAGGAGGGCUUUGGCUUCUGUAGUGUGAUAUUUGGCUGGGACAUGCACGACCAGCUCUACUUUCGCGAACUUGGCGUCUCAAACAAGGAGAAUGGAUACCGCGAUCUCAUUGCCAUACCAGAUCUGCAGUCGUUUCGAAGGAUCCCGUGGGAAGAGAACGUGCCCUUCUUCCUCAUCAAGUUCUACGACCCUGACACCAAAGCGAGCCUCAGUGUGUGCCCAAGAAGUCUGUUGAUGCGUGCAGUCGAUAAGCUGAGGCACAGUGGUUAUGGCGCAAUGGCUGGGGCCGAGUACGAAUUCUACCAGUUUCGCGCGCCGCAAACACAUGACGGGACAGAGAGGAACAGCUCGAGCACGGCAGCAUUCUUGCGCGACAAUCCCGUCAAUUCACUGCCGAGUCUCACAGAAGGCAUGUUCGGAUACAGCAUCACGCGACCAGUCCACAACCAGGAAUACUACUAUGGCAUCUUCAACACGUGCGCCCGAUUCAAUUGCGGAAUCGAAGGCUGGCAUACAGAGUCGGGGCCUGGUGUUUAUGAAGCGGCCCUCGAAUUCGACGAAAUCGAAAGGAUGGCAGACAAGGCCUCUCUCUUUAAGCUGGUGGUAAAAUCAUUGGGGUCCAAGUUCGGCAUAACACCAUGCUUCAUGGCGAAACCGCGCGAGGGUCUACCUGGAAAUAGUGGGCACAUGCACGUUUCGAUCGUCGACAAGGACGGCAAAAACCUUUUUGCUCGCGCAGAAGAGGACAAGGAUGCUCCCUACUCAGACAUUCGAUACCUAUCCGACUUGGGGCGAUAUUUCCUUGCUGGCCUGAUUGACGGAUUACCAGACAUUAUGCCUAUCCUUGCGCCCAACGUGAAUAGCUACAAACGAUUAGUCGAGAACUUUUGGGCGCCUGUCACCGUAUCCUGGGGUCUCGAGCACCGCGCCGCUUCUAUCCGCCUCAUCGCUCCUCCUACCGCCUCUGCAAAAGCAACGCGGUUUGAAGUGCGUGUGCCUGGCGCCGACACCAGCCCACACUACGUCCUCGCCGCCAUUCUAGCCUUGGGCUGGCGGGGCAUAGAGAAGAAGCUUGAGAUUGGCAUACCACCACUCGGUAAAGGCGAGGAUGUAGGUGGGAACACGGACAAGGGCGAGCGGCUAGCCAAGAGCCUGAAAGAGGCCACGGACCGCUUUAUGAGGAAAGAAAGCGUUGCGCGAGAAGUGUUUGGAGACGAGUUUGUCGACCACUUCGGUGGAACAAGACAACACGAGAUCAGGCUUUGGGACGAGGCUGUUACGGACUGGGAGGUCAGACGGUACAUUGAGACGAUCUAG